Messenger RNA from Oryza brachyantha (malo sina), 1718 nucleotides. Its product is annotated as AAA-ATPase At3g28610-like. Bases 1 to 1557 code for a protein of 518 amino acids. Gene Ontology annotation, molecular function: ATP binding; ATP hydrolysis activity. The transcript has a single exon. The record is from RefSeq and is a predicted model, not a curated record. NCBI's taxonomy places the organism in Eukaryota, Viridiplantae, Streptophyta, Magnoliopsida, Poales, Poaceae.
AUGUACAUCGCCACAGAAGCUAACCGUAAACAAGCACACGACCGCAAGAGCGCAUACAUGGCGUUAUCUGUGGAGAAGUGGGUGGGGUUCGGGUCGGCCAUGGCUGGCGUCGGCUUGCUUUGGUCCAGGAUGCCAGAGCACUUCCAUGAGGAGGCUAGGUACAUCAUCAGUAGCUUGGUCCCCAUGGCGAUGUCCUACUUCAACCCCUACGAGCAGGUCAUCGUCCCCGAGUACGGCGACGAGCGGUUCCGCCGGAACAAGCUGUUCGACGCCGUCUCCACCUACAUGAGCAGCGUGCGCUUGGAGGGUGCAAGCAGGCUCAAGGCCGAGCUCAGCUACAGCAGCAAAGACGACCCGGUUAUCAGUCUGGACGAGAACCAGGAGGUCGCCGACAGCUUCGACGGUGCCCGCGUGUGGUGGAGGUUGUGCCCCAAGGCCUCCAAGAACCGGGGGAGCACCAUCAUAACCCUCCAUGGCCGCGACGCGGACGAAGAGCCACGGUGCUACAGGCUGGUGUUCCACAAGCGCCACCGCCAGCUCGUUCUCAGCAAGUACCUGCCCAGCAUCAUCCAGCAGUGGCGCGUGCUAAUCGCCGAGAACAAAAAGAGGCAACUGUUCACGAACCACAUCGUAAACGGGAGGCCCACGUGGAGCAAUGUGCCAUACAAUCCGUCGGCGACGUUCGACCAUCUCGCCAUGGACCACGCGAAGAAAGUUGAGAUCAUAAACGAUCUUACAGCGUUCAAGAUGGGGCAGGACUACUACUCCAAGGUCGGCAAGGCGUGGAAGCGAGGCUACCUUCUGUACGGGCCACCGGGCACGGGAAAGUCUACCAUGAUCGGAGCUAUGGCCGACUUCCUCGACUACGACGUCUACGACCUCGACCUAACAUCGAUCAACGGCAACGCCGACCUGCGGAAGCUCUUCCUUGAGACGACGGACAAGUCCAUCAUCGUUAUUGAGGACAUCGACGCGAUCGAUGUUGAACUCUCCACCAAGCGGAAGGAGGGCAAGGCAGCCAACGGCGGUGAGGGAAACGAUAACCAUGUUCUGAUAAAGGUGUGCGAUAAGGAAAUCGGAAAAAGCAAAGUGACCCUCUCGGGGCUGCUUAACAUCAUGGACGGGCUGUGGUCCGCGUGCGGCAGCGAGCGGAUCUUCGUGUUCACGACGAACCACGUCGACCAGCUCGACCCGGCGCUGAUCCGCAGCGGGAGGAUGGACAAGCUCAUCGAGCUGUCCUACUGCCGGUCCGAGGCCUUCAAGAUGCUCGCCAAGACCUACCUGGAGAUUGACGACCACUCACUAUUCGGUGAAAUCGGUCGACUGCUCGACGAGACCAACACGACUCCGGCAGAAGUAGCCGAUAGCCUCAUGCUGCGGCGCGAGAGUAACGAUGAAAUCGGUCGAGUGCUCGACGAAAUCGGCGGGGCACCGGCAGACGUGGCUGAUAAUCUCAUGCUGCGGUGGAAGAGGAAGAGGGCCGCGGACGAAUGCUUGGAAAGUUUACGGGAAACACUGAAGAAGGCAAAGAUGGAGUCCGCAACACCACCUAUAUGAAUUCAAUGGAAGAGGUGAACAAGGUUGACUAGGGGUCGGAUAUAUGAUGAGGGAUGCUAGGUCUUUGCAUGUGUGUGUUGUGGGAAAUUUCCAGCUUGGCCUGCUGUAAUAUCAGUUAUAUGCUCUAAAUCCAUUAUUUCACGCUCUAGAAUAUAAUUCGA